Hermetia illucens (black soldier fly) is the source of this 1275-nucleotide messenger RNA. Its product is annotated as dorsal root ganglia homeobox protein. The record is from RefSeq and is a predicted model, not a curated record. The transcript is spliced from 3 exons. Gene Ontology annotation, molecular function: DNA-binding transcription factor activity, RNA polymerase II-specific; RNA polymerase II transcription regulatory region sequence-specific DNA binding. Lineage: Eukaryota; Metazoa; Arthropoda; Insecta; Diptera; Stratiomyidae. Bases 445 to 1200 code for a protein of 251 amino acids. Gene Ontology annotation, biological process: regulation of transcription by RNA polymerase II.
AGAGUGUGGCGGGAAUUUGGGAGCAUGAAUUUCAGCAGGAAUUGUGCAACAAGCAUCCCCAUGGCUGAUUCGUUAUAAGCUUCCAAGUGUUUGUUCCUCACAUGGUGAACGAAAUUUUUUAAGUGGGGAGAAUAUUUCAUUUGUUUUGAGUUUAUUUUUUGUGCUCGUCGGAAGUAAGAAACUGAUUCUGAAGUGUUGAAAAGGACGAUGUUUCAUUCGGAGUACGUCAGUUCAAUCGCGAACGGUUAUCGAUUAACGUCUCUAGCGUUCUCACUAGAAUGGCGGGAAACAUUUAUUGAGCAUGGAGUUUAGUGAUUGUGAUUUGUUUCUUGCUGCUUUUAAAAUGUAACAAAAAGUAACCCAUUUGGAAUUGGAUUUUUUCCGAGAAGUUUACUUUGUGAAAUCUAAUCAAUGUACUAUUAGAAGGCAGUUAGUGAUACCGAGAUGGCUGGACCAUUUUUAUCCCCUCUGCCUGGUGACCUUCUGACGGAAUAUAUGUUCGGUAGACGUAGACAACGAAGGAAUAGGACAACUUUUACACCUCAACAGCUACAGGAGCUUGAGGCAUUAUUUCAGAAAACGCAUUAUCCUGAUGUUUUUUUGCGAGAGGAGGUUGCACUGCGGAUUAGUUUGAGUGAAGCUAGAGUUCAGGUAUGGUUUCAAAAUCGGCGUGCUAAAUGGCGUAAACAAGCUCGACUACAGCUGCUACAAGAUGCCUGGCGUAUGCGGUGCCUGGGUUUAGGAUCACCACCAAUCAUCGUUGGAGGCAGAUCAUCUGGCAACGCAUCCGAACAACCACCUGCUCAAUCAAAAACUCCUGAAAAUAUGUUAGGCCCCGAUAAAAGUAUAUCGCCACCAAAUGGUGAUCCUUCUGCACCCCCCUUCACAAUGAUGCAUCCAGCUUUCCAGAAUCCUGAUGCCAAGAAUCAACGUGCUAUCAUGGAUGAAAAUAGUGGUGAAAAAACCUACACUGAAUUAAAAAUGUACAAGGAAGACAAUAGACAUUAUCAGCCGGACGCAUCAAUGCAAUGUGGAAAUUCAUUGGGAAAUCAUCAUUUAGAUGGUCGUGAUUCUGCACAUAACCUGAAUGGGAAUUCAGAGUCAGAUGGAUCAGAUUCGGAGGAGAUUGAUUUGACAUCGGGUGCUUGUAUUGAUUUCUCAGCAAAUAGUAACAUGAAAAACAAUAAUAAUAUUCAAUAGUUUUGUAGCAAUUGAUUUUAAUCUGCACGACGUGUUUUAUUUUAAAAUUGAAAAUGAAUAAAUUUUAAUUAUUUA